AUGUCAACUACACUGACGAACGAUUCUGGAAACUUUCCAGACGAUCCCGAUACUGAACAAGGAUUAUUGCCCGAUUUAAAUGGCGUUGAUCUGGUUAUGAGCUUAUCUCCUAAAACCAAUCAGCAUCUACAACAUUUACAAACGCUUCAGCAUAACUCAUUACACAACAUCAAUAAUCAUUCGACACCUUUCUCUGUGACUGAUAUUCUAAGUCCCAUCGAGGAAUAUCGCAAGCUGGAAUUGAAUCCGCCGUCGCCUUACAGGUACGAUUGCCAAUCAGUGAGAUCGAACUCAAGCGGAUCUAGUGUAAACUCGCCAAGUGCUUUAGGUGGUAGUAAUACGAGUAAUAUGGCAAAUCCGUACGCAAUGGGUCCGUUGUAUCAUAGCCCUGGUGUUCAAAGCUAUUGCACGCCAACCGACAAUUUGUCGCUUGCUGGCCACUACACAGAUAUGAGAAGUUCUGCAAGUUGGUAUGGUUCGACAGCAAAUGAUCCAAGAUUCGCCAUUACAAGGUUAAUGGGCGGAUCAGCUGGUGGAUCAAUGGGACAUGCUAUGUCAAAUAUGUCCGGAUUAGCAGCAUGCAACGUGAGUGAUUCAAAGCCAAUGCAAUUCCCGCUUACUCAACGUCGCAAACGACGAGUUCUUUUCACACAAGCACAAGUGUACGAAUUGGAGAGACGAUUCAAACAGCAAAAGUACUUGUCAGCUCCUGAAAGGGAACAUUUAGCAAGUUUAAUUCAUCUAACGCCUACGCAAGUGAAAAUUUGGUUUCAAAAUCACCGCUACAAGUGUAAGAGGCAAGCAAAAGAAAAGGCCAUGGCCGAACAGAAUCAACAUAAUCAGUCGUCAAGUUCACCUCGACGUGUUGCGGUGCCGGUGUUGGUAAAAGAUGGAAAGCCAUGUUCUGGUAGCUCGAACUCGACACCUGUUCAACAACAUUUGACGUCAAGUGGAUCCACAAUAGGCAACUCAUCAUCAAACACGAUUAAUUUAAUUAAUGUGGGUAGUGGAGGUGGCGGGGAUAGCAGCGAGACGGCAACAUCAAACAAUCAACAUUCGCCAGUCGAUUCACCAUCGACUACCAUCUUGAGUAGCUACAAUAGUAGCGGCGGACAUCAACAAAUGCUUCAGCAGCCGUGCAACAACACUUUAAUGUCAAAUAGCUUAGCGAUGGCUUAUCGGAAUCAGAAUAACUUUAUGAGUAACAGUCAUCAGCAGCAGCAUUGUGGAAGCUAUCUGCCACUUCAAGGAAGGGCCUGGUAAUAUUGGGACUCCGCUUCUUUCAAACGUGAAAGGGAUGACGACGACAAUGGCUAAUGGUUCACUUGAAAACAUUCAGAAUUGUAUGUAAUUAAUGAUAAACAAUUAAAUGCGUAGACAUAACCCGUGAAUUGAUUAAAACCAUUUUAAAAUUAAAAUAUUUAAUGAUUAAAAAUGAACGAUGUUUGUUAGU
Molecule: messenger RNA, 1453 nt
Organism: Clunio marinus
Lineage: Eukaryota; Metazoa; Arthropoda; Insecta; Diptera; Chironomidae
Source: the annotation of a GenBank genome assembly